AUGAAUGAUGCUUUGAAAUUAAUCUAUGUAGCCAUUGCAAUGGGACUUGGUGCCUUACUAGGACUAUGUUGGGCUCGCACUGCUGAGAGGCAAACUUCUCGACUGCACAAAAAAUAUCUAAGGGCGGUGUUAAGGCAAGAUGCUAGCUUCCUUGAUAAGAUAGAUGGCACUUCAACCACAUAUCAAAUCAUAGCAAGUUUUUCAGCUGAUUCUCUUACUAUUCAAGGUGUUCUCAGUGAGAAGAUUCCAAACUUCCUUAUGAAUGUAUCAACUUUCAUUUCUUCUGAGGUGGUAGCUUUGUACCUCUGUUGGAAACUUGCUGUUGUUGCCAUUCCAGCACUAUCUCUAUUGAUCAUCCCAAGAAUCAUUUAUGGGAAGAUGCUAGCUGAGAUAGGGAAAAAAAUUAUAGUAUCUUACGGAGGUGCUGGCUCGAUAGAAAAGCAAGCAUUUUCACCAAUCAGGACUGUAUACUCUUGUGGUGGUGAGAACGAAACGAAAAGAAGCUAUUCGGAAACAUUAGAAAAAAGUUUGGAUCUUAGGAUUAAACAAGGGCACAUAAAGGGCUAUGCUAUUGGGAGCAUUGACAUAGCUUUUGCUGUCUGGUCUUUCCCAGCCUGGUACGUCAGCAUUUUAGUCAUUGAGAAGGGAGCAAUUGAUGGGGAUGUUUUUACAACAGGAGUUUGCAUCAUCGUUGGAGGACUGUAA
This is a messenger RNA of Ilex paraguariensis (yerba mate), 705 nucleotides long. Lineage: Eukaryota; Viridiplantae; Streptophyta; Magnoliopsida; Aquifoliales; Aquifoliaceae. The record is from the annotation of a GenBank genome assembly.